CGGGGAGGUAAUUUGCGGAGGGCGGUGCAGUGGCCUCUCCAAUGCCCGCGUCCCACGGUCUAACGGCACCGCUCCCGGGGUGCGCGGCCCGCGACUCAGGCUGCCUCUCCCAACCUGACAAGUGUGCGUCCUUCCCACAAAAUGCCACCAGUUCCCUAAGUCACGCUGGGCCCCGGGGAGCUGAUUUGAAAUCGGUGUUCAGAAGACCGAGCCCGGCUGGACGCAGCCGGCCUCCGGCUGAGAGCGGAGGGGAAGCGUUCCUUACUCUCCGAGGAUCCCGCGGGCUCGUGGCGUGUGGGACGCUUUUCAUCGCUUUCAGUUCCCGUUUCCUUCGCCCCGACUACCUACUUGGUCGCAGCCAAAGCCCGGAGCGUGGGAUCCGGGCCCGGAGGAACGGGACGGCGAACGCGAGCGGCGCCGCGGCCAGGAGCCCGCCGCACCGGGCAUGCUCAGUGGCGCGGCCGGCUGGGUGGCCCGCGAGCUGCACCCGGAUCUGCUCCGCGGCGGCGACGUGAGCGCGCAGGGGGGCGGCGGCCUCGCCUCGUCUCUCUCUCUGCGCCUGGGUCGGGUGGGUGACGCCGAGAGCCAGAGAGAUGUCGGAUUUCGACAGUAACCCGUUUGCCGACCCGGAUCUCAACAAUCCCUUCAAGGAUCCAUCAGUUACACAAGUGACAAGAAAUGUUCCACCAGGACUUGACGAGUAUAAUCCAUUCUCGGAUUCUAGAACACCUCCACCAGGCAGUGUGAAGAUGCCUAAUGUACCCAAUACACAACCAGCAAUAAUGAAACCAACAGAGGAACAUCCAGCUUAUACACAGAUUGCAAAGGAACAUGCAUUGGCCCAAGCUGAACUUCUUAAGCGCCAGGAAGAACUAGAAAGAAAAGCCGCAGAAUUAGAUCGUCGGGAACGAGAAAUGCAAAACCUCAGUCAACAUGGUAGAAAAAAUAAUUGGCCACCUCUUCCUAGCAAUUUUCCUGUCGGACCUUGUUUCUAUCAGGAUUUUUCUGUAGACAUUCCUGUAGAAUUCCAAAAGACAGUAAAGCUUAUGUACUACUUGUGGAUGUUCCAUGCAGUAACACUGUUUCUAAAUAUCUUCGGAUGCUUGGCUUGGUUUUGUGUUGAUUCUGCAAGAGCGGUUGAUUUUGGAUUGAGUAUCCUGUGGUUCUUGCUUUUUACUCCGUGUUCAUUUGUCUGUUGGUACAGACCACUUUAUGGAGCUUUCAGGAGUGACAGUUCAUUUAGAUUCUUUGUAUUCUUCUUCGUCUAUAUUUGUCAGUUUGCUGUACAUGUACUCCAAGCUGCAGGAUUUCAUAACUGGGGCAAUUGUGGUUGGAUUUCAUCCCUUACUGGUCUCAACCAAAAUAUUCCUGUUGGAAUCAUGAUGAUAAUCAUAGCAGCACUUUUCACAGCAUCAGCAGUCAUUUCACUAGUUAUGUUCAAAAAAGUACAUGGACUGUAUCGCACAACAGGUGCUAGCUUUGAGAAGGCCCAACAAGAGUUUGCAACAGGUGUGAUGUCCAACAAAACUGUCCAGACCGCAGCUGCAAAUGCAGCUUCAACUGCAGCAUCUAGUGCAGCUCAGAAUGCUUUCAAGGGUAACCAGAUUUAAGAAUCUUCAAACAAUACACUGUUACCUUUUGACUGUACCUUUUUCUCCAGUUACUGUAUUCUACAAAUAUUUUUAUGUUCAAAACACACAGUACAGGCAGCAUGGAUAUUUCCUGUUCACUUGUGCAUGGGCUAAAACCAGGAAAACUUCCUUGUCUUAUUACUUUACCUAAUAGUUUCUUAAUAUUUCAGUGCCCCUUGCAGAAAAAAUAUUACAUGCUAAAUAAAUAUUCUCCAUAUUUUUUGGGGGAUGACAUUCAGUGAAUUAUUUCAGUGGUGACCCACUGAAAAUUAAUAAUGGUACUUAUGAUUAAAAAUGCAUUUAAUACUAACUGCAGUAGUUCUUUCAAGAAUCUUUAGAGAUAAGGAUUGCACAUUGGAAAAGUAAACCAUGUUUCAUUCCUUUUUCCCUAUUUAUAUUGAAAGAAAUAGGCCAGCAGAGACUUAGGGAUUUUAAAUUGGCUUGCUUUUUAGCUGUUUCAGUCACCAGUGAAGAGCCUAUGUGCAUUUUGUAGUAGAUAAUGUAAAAUUUGUCAUCUUUUUCUUUUCUUUUUUUUAGAAUAGCUGAUAUUUUGAUAACAAUCUCUAAUUUGCAUGGGCACCACAUUUCUUAUAUUAAAAGAAUUAGUGUUUUGGCUUCUGUACUGCUUAUGGUUGUAGGAUUCAGGGGUUAAUGGAAUCACAGAAAUGAUAUUCUACAAGAAUUUCUUUUAAAUAAAAAGUUUGGGGGUGCAAUAUAAGAAGUUUAUAUAAUAUGCAGUACAUUAUCCAAAAGAGAAGGUAGUUAAUGCAGUAGAAAGUAGUGGUAAUAAUUCCUUUUUAAAAAAAAUUUCGGUAGUCAUAUAGUAACAUUUUGCUAUAUGAAAACUUUGGUAUAUUCUGUGGUUACAACUAAGAUUGUGUCUGGCAGCUCUUUUUUGGGGAUGUGUGUGUGUGAUUUUUAACAGAGGUAUUAAAGGCUAGCCUAACUGUUGUCUAAAAAGAAUGUACAGUAUUUAAGGGAUUUUCCUUUUAGCUUUUCAUCUCCAGUGGCAUUAAACAUAAAAAGACCCUGGCAUUUUUUCAUAUACUUGAAUCCCUAAAUGCACCUGUCUUUCACUUUUUGAGACAGACUGAAUAUAUCUAAAAUUUCCAGCAAUAAAAAAAGAAGCAUUUAACUUGCACCAAGCAAGAAAAUAUAAAUACAGUUAACUGCAUUAAGAUAAUCACAUUAAAAUUGUUACUAUGCAGCACAGAACUUCAUUCUUAUAGUAUUCUUGGGUUCAAACUUUGAAUCAAUUUUACCACUGAUUAAAUGACUCAAAGACAUCUGUAAGUCAUGCUACUGUGUUUUGAAAGUCUUUAACUAAUUUAAGAUUGCAGAAUGAUAGAUAGUGAUUAUUCAAUUAGAUUUUAAGUAAGGAUUGUGAUAUUAGAGGCUGGAAAUCCUUAUUUUUAAAAAAAUCAGAUAGGCAUAAAUAGUUAAAUCACUUUCAUUCUCCCCAAACCUGUAGUUACAGAAAAAGUUUCAUGCUAGAGGUGGGAUGCCAAGUUUUCACUAUCCAUGAAGCAGCGCUGCGUGUCACUAGGUAACACAGAUCCAUCCAGAUGGUGUUUACAUUUGAUUUAUUUGGGAUCUUAUUGACAUCAGGUAUACUUGGAAGACAUUUCUUUUAUUCUUCAGCAUAUGAAUUUAAAGCUGUUUUUUGUAAAUAUCUCUAAUCAGCGAUAAUUUCUACCUACAUUCUCAACCAACUUAGCCAGUUUGUUUUUCAGAGCCUGUAGUCUUAUUGGAAAUCUAUUUUAUCAGUGUGCUUUAUUGAGUGUAGAUUUUGCAUACAUUCAAAACAUUAACCACAAAAUACAGGAAGUGCACCUAUAUUCACCAUUAAGUUAUAUCCCAAGUCCAUUUUUUUCUAUACACUACAAACAAAAGAUAUAUUAGAGACUUUUGAAAAAUGCUGAAAUACUUUGCUUCAGAAUUGGAAUGUUUAUAUUAUGUAGAAAUCCUCAAAGGUAGUAUUAUUAAAUAGCAAAGAAUAAUUAGAACCCACAUACCUUUUUUUUGUGUGGAUGGGGAAAAUGUUUUAAAAUCCAGUUAUUUAAUACAAGUUUGAGAGAGAAAAUUGUUUUUUAAAAAUACAUGUGCAUUGAAAUGAUGGCAAUGCUGACAGUAUGAUCAAGUAUGAAAGGAGCUUUAAAUUCGUUUAUUUACUUUUCUCUCAGUAAAUUGUUAAAUUUUCACUCAGCAAAAGAUUGGCAUUUGUUAGUGUUUUAUAUUUAGUACUAAAAUCACAGUCAUGAAAUCAUAGUCAUAAAAUGGUCUUCACAUAGUAGUCAUCUGUGUCAUUUUUCAGUUUGUAAUAUUAAAUUAUGGCUAUUUUAUUUCAAACUAAAGUUUGAACACUGGAAAGUCAUUACUCAGUGAUUUGUAAUUUGGGACUUGGAUUAUUUAUCUAGAGAUGUUUGUAUAUUUUGUCAGUAACUAAUAUUGCGCUGCCAUCAUGGUGACUGUCAUGGUUCUACAGAAAUGCCCUCCAUGUGUCCCUCUAAUGUUGCAUGUUUCAGUGGGUUGGAAGUUUUGUAUAUUUAUUGUAUUAACACAGAGUGUCAUAAAAUAAAAUGCUGUUUAUUGGA
Messenger RNA from Pongo pygmaeus (Bornean orangutan), 4225 nucleotides. RefSeq names its product secretory carrier membrane protein 1 (gene SCAMP1). The record is from RefSeq and is a predicted model, not a curated record. Gene Ontology annotation, cellular component: recycling endosome membrane; trans-Golgi network membrane. The transcript is spliced from 9 exons. Gene Ontology annotation, biological process: protein transport. Lineage: Eukaryota; Metazoa; Chordata; Mammalia; Primates; Hominidae. Bases 594 to 1610 code for a protein of 338 amino acids.